Messenger RNA from Protopolystoma xenopodis, 876 nucleotides. The record is from the annotation of a GenBank genome assembly. NCBI's taxonomy places the organism in Eukaryota, Metazoa, Platyhelminthes, Monogenea, Polystomatidea, Polystomatidae.
AUGGUGACCAGAAUGUCAGUACUCCUCUCCUAUCCACCCAACCCCAUUUCCGUCACCUUUUACAACGACAUCUUCAUACCACAUUCGACCUCGGACGCCUCUUUGUUUGGCAUCCAUCGGCACUGCUCUCGGCCAUCCGCCUUGAUUGACACUUUCUCGACGGCUUGUGACUCUUCACUGGCAUUUGUUGACACCGUCUCCUCGUCGUCCUGCGUGUCCUGCGGCUCCUCCUCGCCUGACUCUCCACCAGGUGCCUCUGACGCCGAGGCACCUCCUCCCUUCAACCAAGUGAAAUACCCCUUUGCACAUGCACUCCGCAACCCCCACACACCACAACACUUGUCGAAAAAUGGGUAUUCACCCUCGCCUGACCGUUUAACUGGGUACUCCAUUCCACCUACAACAUCACCACCAAUUCAUUUUCUUCCGCUUUCGCCCUCCUUUGCGCGUCCUCCGGUCUCACCCUUUUCGUCCGGCGGACGCUACACCUCUUCCGUCUACCUCUCCGAGACAGGCUACGGCGGACUGAGUCUGUCGAUCGAGGGGCCGAGCAAAGCGGACAUCGAGUGCCAUGACAACCAAGAUGGCACCUGCCUAGUGACCUACCGGCCCACUGAGCCUGGCACUUACAUCAUCAAUGUGAAGUACGCUGACGAGCAUGUGCCCGGCAGUCCGUUCGCGGUGCAGAUUGGAGGCGAACCCUCGGCCAGGCUGAUGGAGCGGAUCACACGACGCCGGGAAUUGGCCGACGUGACGCACGUGGGCAGCCAGUGUGAACUAAGCCUGAAGAUACCGGGUGAGCGUGAAGCACGGAGGUCGUUUGUCACCCGACCAGAUCCCCUCGGCCUCUGCAUCGACCCUCUGUUGCUACGCUAG